AUGGCAUUGGCCACGCCCAGGGACCGGCUGCCGGAGUCGGCGCAGUGGUCGGUGUCCUUCGUGGAGGCGUCGAAGGCCCAAGCAAAGAGGAAGCAGGAGGAAGAGCGCUUCAAGCGGUGGAACGCUGGAAAUCAUGACAGCACGGACUUCUUCAGGAAGAUGGGUCAGACUGUGGCAGACACCGAGAAGUACAAGGCACAGUGCCGAAGCGCGGCACUGGCCUCGCCCAGUCGUGCCAAGGAGGAGAAGGUAAGCCUGGAGUGCACCACGAGGCACAUAGACUUUGCCAAGGCGUUUGCAGACUUCAGCAACAUUUGCAUCAACCAGGAUGCUGGCGAGAAGAACAUCAACGCAGAUGGCACUGUGGAUGCGCCGAAGGGGCUGCAGCAUCUCAAGGUGCAUAGCGCGGCGGAAAAGCGCAGGCAGCAGGACGAGGCCGAAGCUGCCGCGCUCGAGGAGGCGGCCCGAGCACUGGCCAUGGUCACCUCCGGCGAGGCCAUUGCCGCGGAAAGGGAGGAAGAGGAGGAAGCCGCAGUGGUGACGCUUCCAACAGGCACCACGGCUGUGGCGCCUCUGCCCUCGGCGGUUUCCACGGAGCUGGAAGUCCCGCCGGACGGGGCUCUGGGGCUUUGGGGCUCUGGGGCUUCGGGGAGGCGGGCUUGA
Messenger RNA from Effrenium voratum, 663 nucleotides. Lineage: Eukaryota; Dinophyceae; Suessiales; Symbiodiniaceae. The record is from the annotation of a GenBank genome assembly.